AUGGUCCGUGUCCACCUUGCUCUCGCUGCUGCCUUGGCUCUCAUCGCCGACUGUGCUAGUGCAUUCACCAUCGGUUCACCCGAAGGCUUGGCCGCUGGAACCACUGGCGGAGCUAACGGCAAAACGGUGUACCCGACCUCCAACAGUGAGUUGGUGAACUACCUCGCCUCAAACGACCCUCUCGUCAUUGUGCUGAAUAAGGCCUUCGACUUCCGUGGCACUGAGGGCACCACCACUGAGACCGGUUGCCGACCGGACUACACUCGCGAAUGCAUGGCCAAGAACAACGGCUACAAGAGUCAGGAUGUGAUCAUCCAGGGUGGAAACAUGGCCACCACUGGAGGUUGCACCGGUGGCACUAAGGUCACGGUGAAGUAUGACAACGCUGCUCUUAAGCGUAUGACCGUUCUGGGCAACAAGACCAUCCGUGGUAUCGGCAAGAGCGGUGUCAUCAAGGGCAAAGGAUUGACGCUUGCCGGAGACAAUAUCAUCGUGCAGAACGUCCACAUCACGGAGCUCAACCACCACCUUGUCUGGGGUGGAGAUGCCAUCUACAUGCAGGGAACGAACGGUGGCAGCACGGCCAUGAAGAAGAUUUGGCUCGACCACAUCAAGAUCUCUCGUGUCGGUCGCCAGUUCAUCACAACUAACAAGGCCAGUACCGACUCGAUGACCAUCAGUAACUCCGACUUCGACGGCAACACGGACUACUCCGCCACUUGUGACGGUCACCACUACUGGUCGUUCAUCUUCUACGGCGUGACGAAGUUCAGUAUGCUGAACAACUACAUCCACGGCACUUCUGGUCGUUCUCCUAAGAUCGGUGGCGAAGCUGAAGCGAAGGUUGUCGCCCACGUCGCCAACAACUUCUGGGGUAACAACACCGGUCACUCUUUCGAGAUCGGCGAGAAUGCGUGGGUGCUUGCAGAGGGAAACUACUUCAGCAACACCAGGAUGCCCCUGUUCACAGGUACAAAUGGUGCGUUGUACGCCGCAAGCAGCAGCGACGAGUGCUCGAACUACCUGGGCCGUUCGUGCGCGGCUAAUACGCUGACAGAUAGCGGCAGCUUCGACUCUCGUAACGGCGGAACUGCUCUGAACAUGAUUAAGGGCGUCUCUACUUGUGUGAACUACAAGCCGGAUGCCGCCGAGACGACAAGUGGUUCUCAGCAGCAACAGCAGCAACAGUCGUCCCAGUCGAACGAAUCGCAGCAACAGUCUUCUCAGGCGAGUGAUACGACGCAGCAGCAGCAGUCGUCGCAAAACAGCGAUUCGGAGCAGCAGCAGAGAGUCCAAACGAGUGGCUCGGUGCAGCAGGAGUCCCAAUCGAGAAAGCUGGCUGUGCAAACAAGCGACCUGGAGAAGGAGUGGCAGCAGACCACUGGCAACUUCGGUUUCCUCACGACGAACCUGGCCAGUACCGAUUCCAUGACCAUCAGUAACUCGGAUUUCGAUGGUAACACGGACUACUCUGCCUCGUGCGAUGGCCACCACUACUGGUCGUUCAUUUUCUACGGCGUCACACGUUUCAGUAUGCUCAACAACUACGUGCAUGGAACCUCGGGUCGCUCUCCCAAGAUCGGUGGAGAAGCUGAAGCCCACGUCGUUGCGCACGUCGCCAACAAUUACUGGGGCAACAAUUCUGGCCAUUCCUUUGAGAUUGGCGCUAAUGCCUGGGUUCUUGCUGAAGACAACUACUUCAGCAACACAAGAAUGCCUCUGUUCAACAAGACCGACGACGGAGCUCUGUACACGGUGGAUAAUGAUGACGAGUGCACCAAAUACCUGGGUCGCGCCUGCAAGGCGAACGUUCUGGUGGAUAGCGGUAUCUUCCCGUCUCGUAACGGGGAAACUGCUCUUGAGACUAUCAAGACGGUCCCUAUUUUCGUUGACUACUCGACGGGUUCCACUCAGGCCAGUGAUUCGCGGCAACAGUCAAGCGGCAUGGAGGAGCAGCAGCAAGUGCAGCAAUCCGUCCCUGGAACGGUGAAGCCGUUAGCCGAGACGAAGCCAGCGUCGAUCCAGUCGAAAGAUGUGGAGAGCGUGUGGGUCAAGACAUCUGACAACUUCGGUGUUGGCAAGCUUGAAUAA
Phytophthora nicotianae INRA-310 is the source of this 2091-nucleotide messenger RNA. RefSeq lists its product as hypothetical. The coding region runs from base 1 to 2091 and encodes 696 amino acids. The transcript has 2 exons. Lineage: Eukaryota; Oomycota; Peronosporomycetes; Peronosporales; Peronosporaceae. The record is from RefSeq and is a predicted model, not a curated record. Gene Ontology annotation, molecular function: pectate lyase activity.